Messenger RNA from Micropterus dolomieu (smallmouth bass), 2551 nucleotides. Its product is annotated as immunoglobulin superfamily containing leucine-rich repeat protein 2-like. The transcript has 2 exons. Bases 118 to 2259 code for a protein of 713 amino acids. NCBI's taxonomy places the organism in Eukaryota, Metazoa, Chordata, Actinopteri, Centrarchiformes, Centrarchidae. Gene Ontology annotation, molecular function: protein binding. The record is from RefSeq and is a predicted model, not a curated record.
ACUGACUCAGUUUCAUCUUCAAACUUUCAAACAGCAUGUAUCAGUAUCCUGGGCUGCUGUGACUGACGUAUUCGGAUUUCUCCGCAGAAAUAAAAAAUAAAAACGCAGGAGCAGAAAAUGGCAGCUGCAGACGUCCUCUACUUCACUUUGUGGAUCGCCACAGUCUUCGCCACCGGACUUGGAUGCCCUGAGCUCUGUACCUGCUCAGAUAAAUACGGCCGCCAUUUUGCUGAAUGCUCCUACAAAGACUUGACUGAAGUACCAGAUGGGUUGCCUCCUAAUGUGACAACUGUGAGUCUCUCCGCAAACAAGAUCAGUUUGAUACCAUUGGGGAGCUUCGACAAUGUCACCCGUGUGACGUCGCUUUGGAUGGCCCACAAUGAGAUUGUCACUAUCGAACAAGGGAGCCUCACGCCUUUAGUUCAUCUGCGUAACUUUGACAUCAGCCACAAUAAAAUUGGAGACUUCCCUUGGGAGGAUCUGCUGAACCUCACAGGCCUGCAACUGUUGAAGAUGAACCACAAUGAGAUGGUCCACCUACCGAGGGACGCCUUCUCCAACCUCAAAGACCUGAGGUCCCUGCGACUCAACAAUAACAAAUUUUUAACCAUAGUUGAAGGGACGUUUGAGGGUUUGAUGUCUCUAUCCCAUUUGCAGAUUUAUAAAAAUCCCUUUGCAUGCACCUGCUCCCUUGACUGGCUCAGAGACUGGAUUUCAACAACCACCGUCACAGUUCCUGAGAAGGAUUUGAUCACUUGUGCAUCUCCAGAGAAACUUAGAGGGAAAGUGAUCGGAAAAUUACCCGAGUCAAAGUGCACAAGCACAAAUGUCACAAUACGAACUGAGCCAACUAUUCACAACACAACUUUCUAUGAGGGCAGUUCAUUGGUCUUGACUUGUGAAUUCACAGGAAAUCCAAAGCCCCUGGUCAUGUGGAAUAUUUGCAGCAAAAGCCAGAAGCAAGAGCUGGCUUUGUCGUUCACUGAGGAUGACUCAGCAGAAUCAAAUGCAGACUCCUCACUGUCCCAUAAUCCUGUCAAAGUCUAUAAUAACGGGACUCUUAUCAUUUCACACCUCAGGAAGGAAGACGGCGGCAACUACAGCUGCUCGGCCACGAAUGAAUUUGGAAGAGCUGAGGAUUCAGUGUCAGUGGAGGUCGUGGCUUUACCAAAACCAACACCUGCAAAACCAAUGACCACAACCACACCUACUUACACUCAAACUCACCAAUCUAUACAACAGAGAACAGACAAACCAUCUGUUUUUGAUUCUGCGCAUCUGACUGAUUUAAAGAGAAAAGACAACAUGAACAUCGUGCCCACUUUCCCGCCCACUGUGGAGAUCAGUUCGCAGUCUUCUGAGGAGGCAACAAGCUAUCCAUCACAUGCUAGUAAAUGUGGCUUGACGGCUAAUACGAGAUACAUUUCCAGACAUGUCUUUAACGGGAGCCUGGAUGACAUCAAGCAGUACACAUUUGACUUUGGUGUCAUUGCGUUAGGGGUGUCAGAAACAGAGGUGACAGUGCGACUCAAUCCUCUUCUCAUACACAGAGACAAGAGCGCCGACCGGCAGAGCUUCCACACUGACAGUGAAGAGAAUCAAGGCCUUUCAGGUGUUUCUGAAAAUGUCCAGUCAAAUGGCUUGUAUCUGUGCGUCACUGCCGACCGCAAACACUCAGCUGUGCAGUGGUCGAGGAUCAAAGAGGGCGUCAACACGUAUCUGUUUAGUGGUUUACGCCCUGGCACCAACUACUCCCUGUGUCUGACCUACAGAGGGGAGGACUGUGACGUCCAGGUGCUGUUCACCACCAGGAGGAGGGUACCCAACCUGCUCAUCAUCAUCUCGGUCAGCAUCUGCCUCCUGACCAUGUCUACUGUGCCUCUCCUCGGAGCAACAUGCUUCCACCUGGUGUACAAAUACCGCAGCAAGACCUACAAGCUGAUCCUGAAGGCCAAAGACCAGUAUCACAUGGAGAGGAACCUCGGCACUAACUUUAACAUCCACGCGUCUCACACCGAAUCUCAGAGGAAGAUUAACGGCAGCCAGCUGGACGAGGAGGAGGGGGAGAUGGAUACAGAGAGUGGAGACGGUGAGAGAGAGGCAGAUACAGAAGAAAGUGUCAUGACUGAGUCCUUUACUUUGUCCCAGUGCAGGGGGAAUUUAGACAACUGUGAGGUAGGAUCUGAGUAUAGUGAUAGGUUGCCUUUAGGAGCGGAAGCUGUGACUAUUAUAAGCAACUACAAAUAUCCAAAUCAGUAAUUGUUGACUAUCUGACAUUAUAUUAUUUGCAGCUUUCUUUUGCAUUUGGUUAAAGGGUAAAACAGGUUUUUUAUUUCAUUUUGUGCCAAUGGUUUAGGAUCCCUUUAGGCAGCCGAGAAAUAUUGCUUUGUUUGACAGUGGUCUGACAAGACUCCAAACACAUUUACUUGCUUUAAACCACAGCUCAGGCUGCAUCAUUCAGUAACCCGACAGGCUGCCAGCUGCCAGGCUCUAUCGAUUGUCAGUGGAUGUUUUCCAGAUAGACCUUUUGGUGAAAGCUGAACUAGGCCAG